AGAAGACGAGAGUGUGAACCGCAUAGAGUGAGUACACUACUUAAUAAAGUAAAACGGUGCGCUUCGUUUUCAUAGAGGUAGCCGGAGACGGUAGUGACUAUACUCUACUCUCAGUUUCCGAUAUGGUAAUCUCCGACUCCGACUACGAAGGCGCUGCUAUCCAGUCCCUCGGCCCUCUCUUCACUAUUACUCAAGUCUUUCUCUGGGAUGUUGGCUUCCCGGUUAAACCAUCGUCUGAAGCUCAUUACAGCAAUCACGAAUCAAAUCCCAUUCCUGAUCGGAGUAACAUUAUUAUAGUACCCGAAGAUUUGGAACUGAACAAACAAAUGAAUGAAUUGGGUCUCCCUAUCUCCUUUGAGACAAACAAGAAAUGUGGACAAGUAAAAAGUAAAAAGAAGCGUGUACGAUCCAAGCAUCCACGUACUUGUAACAAUCCUGUUGAAGAAGCUCUAAAUGAAGUGAGCACAGAGGAGGUUAUAUCUCCUGCUAAAUUUCAUGAUAAAACUAACAGUUCUUUAUCUUGUAUAUCAAUGCUGGGCCAAAGUGAAACAUCCUACUGUGAUGGUGCAGUGGAAGUUGACAUGGCCCAAUGUCUCUCUGGUGAAGGAGAUGAUGCAUCGUACUGUGCUGGGUUUGCUAAUGGCAUUUCCAGGGAGGGAAAUAACAGUAUAAAAGUUGCAGAAACUAAUGAUGUCCAGAAUAGUGACUUUGAUUUAAAAAUUACAUGUGCCUUGGAUACAGGAGUCUCUGCUGGAAGCCAUUUGACAGGUGCUGGUGUCAAUUUUUGUGGGAUAGAAUUGGGCGAAGUUGACAAUGAAUGUUUAGAAAUUUCACCCAUUGCUUGCAAAACUGCAGAUUGUGAGUCUGUUUUCAAUGAUGAUGGUGCUGCCGCACGGCAGCCACAAGCUAAUGAACCAGAACCACUUCCCAUGAGUUUGGAAGAGAAUGGAUGUGGCAGAAUUGAUGGGUCAAAUGAUUGUGGUGAACUUGGAGAUUGGAUGGUGUUAUGGGACACUUUCUAUAAGCAAAGAUACUUCUAUAAUGUCAAAACAGACAUUUCUACAUGGGACCCACCCCCAGGGAUGGAGCAUCUAGCAUUUGGUGGGUAUACUGAAUUAGAUGAUAGUGAAGCUUUAAAGUCAACAGAGGAAUGUGAAACACAAAGACCAUCUGAAGAAACCUUGGUGGAAGAGAACUUAUCAGGAAUGCAACAUGAAGAUUAUUCAACUGAGAUUGGAGUUGCUGCUGGAAAUAUGGUCUCUGACGUUGCUACCAAUAAUGAAGACCAAUGUCUUAAUCAUUCAGAUGAGAAUCUUGAGAGGAGUAGUUGCAACAACGGAGUUUCAUGCUGCUCAGUAUCGAAUACCCUGGAUCAUGUCCUUAGCUCUAGUGAUCGAUGUAGUCAAGCAACAUCAGAGGUCGAUCAUACACCACUGGAAAACAUGGCAAUUGAUACGCCUGGAUUGGAUAGUAAAUUUGACCCUUUCAUGUCAAAACAGGAAAAGAAAGUGAAAAGAAAACCCAGGCGGAAGAAAUUUGAUUAUGAAACUGAAGAUCUCCUACUUCAAAAAAUGCCUGAAGCUUAUUCUACAAUCAUUGCCAAAUAUUGGUGUCAGAGGUAUAUUUUAUUCACUAGAUUUGAUGAUGGUAUAAAAAUGGACGAGGAAGGAUGGUUUUCUGUCACUCCAGAGGUUAUUGCUCAUUAUCAAGCAUCCCGUUGUGCAGGCGACACAGUAAUUGACUGUUUCACCGGCGUUGGUGGGAAUGCUAUCCAAUUUGCACAACGGUGCAGAAAUGUGAUUGCAAUCGAUAUUGAUCCAUUGAAGAUUGAUUAUGCUAGGCAUAAUGCUUCUAUUUAUAGGGUGGAUGAUCAAAUUGACUUCAUAAUUGGCGACUUCUUCCUCUUGGCACCAAAGUUAAAGGCUGACACUGUUUUCCUAUCUCCACCUUGGGGUGGACCUGAUUAUGCUAAGGUUUUGACCUAUGAUAUGAAGACAAUGCUUAGACCGCGUGAUGGAUAUACCUUGUUCAAUGCUGCUAAGAAGAUUGCUUCCAGAGUUGUCAUGUUCCUUCCUAAAAAUGUUGAUUUCAACCAAUUGGCAGAGUUAUCUCUAUCUGCCUGUCCGCCAUGGUCGCUAGAGGUGGAGAAAGUUCAUUUAAAUGGAAAAUUGAAGGCAGUCACAGCUUAUUUCUGCCGUACCCCAGUUGGAGGUUGCUGAGUUUAAUGAAUUCACUUCUCCUACUCCUACAAGUGAAUCAAGAAGGAUAAUCAUUUCCUUUCAGGACAAAGAUUAGCUGAAGAGAUUUUGAAGUUAUGAUCCUGAUAUUUUGUACUACAUUUUUUCUUAAGUGACCGUAACUUGCAAUAUGUUUGGAUGGAGGAUUUUGGAGCAGCGUGGAAGAGAGUUUAUUAAGUAUGAUUGACCCUUCAAAAUCUCAAAUAUAUAUCAAAUUAUAGACUUAGUUAACCCUUCAAAAUACUCCCAUUCAAGCAUGCCUUUAAUUUUAUGAAUGUGACAAUGACUCUGCUAAAAAUAGUUGAUAAUUAUAGUUUAUAACUAAUGACUGAUAGUUUAUAGAUAUGCUGACAAUGUAACUUUUAGGUGUGCAGACAAAGAAUGGUUUGUGGA
This is a messenger RNA of Vicia villosa (hairy vetch), 2630 nucleotides long. RefSeq lists its product as uncharacterized. The record is from RefSeq and is a predicted model, not a curated record. Lineage: Eukaryota; Viridiplantae; Streptophyta; Magnoliopsida; Fabales; Fabaceae. The transcript is spliced from 10 exons. Gene Ontology annotation, molecular function: RNA cap trimethylguanosine synthase activity; protein binding. Gene Ontology annotation, cellular component: nucleus. Gene Ontology annotation, biological process: 7-methylguanosine RNA capping; 7-methylguanosine cap hypermethylation. Bases 123 to 2219 code for a protein of 698 amino acids.